Molecule: messenger RNA, 2478 nt
Organism: Iphiclides podalirius (scarce swallowtail)
Lineage: Eukaryota; Metazoa; Arthropoda; Insecta; Lepidoptera; Papilionidae
Source: the annotation of a GenBank genome assembly
AUGUCACUCCGCGCGCUGAGCUGCCUCGCCACCGCGCUCUGCCUCGCCGUUGCGGCGACGGCGGGCCUCCCCCGUUCUUCCAAUAGCUGGCAGCAGCUCGUCGCAGAUUACGCUCGCAAUAACAUGGAAUAUGGAGCAUCCGGUCCACAGUGGACUUUGCCCGGUGCAUCACGACCUGCCGUAGCUGCUGGUGCCGAUUUGCAGCCGGCGAUACUGCCCCUGCUCGUGCUGCCGAUGCCGGUUCAGACAAAAGAUCCCCCCCGUCCAGAAUGCCCCGUCAGCAGCGAUAUGAGUAACAAUCAAUAUUUGAACGUAUAUGAAAAUAACGUAAAACAUCCGAGGCCUUAUCCAAUUCCCACAGACAACAAUAACUACAAGGUUUUCGAUGAAAUGUAUCCUCCCAAAAAAGGACAACCACCACGGCCUCAAAAUAAGCCCACUGAAAGUCCUUCCACGACACCGUCCGUCGAUUUUAUUCCGGAAGUCGAUUCAACUCCAGUACCUCCAUUCGAUAAAGUUGUGUCGUCCCAGCAGCUGGUGGAGUUAUUCCGCGCGCAGACGCCAAGCGCCCCCUACGAGCCGCCGAUCAAGCAGUCGGCGUACGACGGGAGCGAGCGGGCGCCGCCGCCGUUCCCCACGGAGCCGCUGAGGUAUCGCCGCGCGUACGGCCAGCAGCUGGCGGCGGCGCCCGGGCCCUCCGCCAAUGGCCCCCCGCAGGGCUCGAGCCGCUCGCGCGUCCCGCCCCGGCCGAGCUUCGACCGGCCCCUGCUGGUGCGCGGACAGCUCACCGUGCCCCGCGCGGACUACUCCGAGCGAUACACCGUGUGGUGGGAUCCAGAUAGCGGUGGCGCACGUGUCGAUUUCCACGACGGUUCCGCCUCCUCUUUCCGCUCUUUGGCCGAAGGCAACGUAUACCGCGCUGAGUCGCACGUGGACCGCAGCGGGGAGCGCACCGUGCGCCGCUGCGCCGUGGGCUCGCCGCAGCGCGCCUCCGCCGCGGACCAGGCGCUGCCGGUGCUGCCCGCUGAGCUGGAUCAGUUCUCCUUUGCCGGAUACGUGGAGAGCGCACGCGGCGUGGGCGAGCUGUGGCGUCGCGUGGUGGGGGGGCGCGCGGGGGAGCUGGGGGGCGCGCGGGGCGAGGCGCUCACUACCCGCCACGACUUGCUGCUGGCAAGGGAUGCUGAGCGCGUUGUGCCUCUCUCGUAUACGGUGUCAGUGAACAGCUCUGUGCUUGGCCCUGAAUGUGACGGUUACCACCAUGAGUUCUUCGAGGUCACGGAGCAGCAACAUAUGCCGAACCUUUUCAAUCUCGAUCUGGACGAGGCGUGCGAUCAAGUGGAGUACGUGAACGGCUCCUCUGCGGAGCAGCGAGCGCGGCUCGAUCCGCUGCGCGAGUUCACGUUGCCGCGCCGUGACCCGCGCUACGACGACAAACUUAACGAGUUUGUGAGCGAAUACGAGAGGAGUUACGUGGACAACACCGAGGAAGCGGUGCGCAAGAACCUGAUAAUGCAGAGCCACCGGUUUGUGUCGUCCGGCAACCGGGAGGGCGCGACCGCCGAGCUCGGCGUCAACUUCCUGUGCGACCGGCUCGACGCGGAGCUCGACGAGCUGCGCGGUGUCGAGCCCGGCGCCGAGCUGAGGCGCGCCGAGCGCUUCCCGCACUCGCGCCGCCAGCUCUCCGCCGCUGAGGACGCCCUGCCCAAGCAGUUCGACUGGCGCCCACGGGGGGGCGUCUCCCCGGUGCGAUACCAAGGCUCGUGCAUGUCUUGCUGGGCGUUCGCGGUGGCCGGGGCGGUGGAGGGGGCGCUGUUCGUGCGCACGCGCCGUCUAGUGCCGCUCAGCGAGAAGUGCCUCGUCGAUUGCGGACACUCGCACGGAGCAAACGGUUGCAAGGGCACGUGGCCCAGUCGUGCCUACGACUUCAUCCGCGAUCGCGGUCUGCCAGCGUUAGAUGAAUACACACCAUACGAGCCUAAGGUCGAUCAGUGUGCGAAGGUUUCACCCGUCACACGAAUCAGUGGUCACGUGAACGUGACGCAAAACAGUGUUUCUGCUCUGAAGAUCGCGAUAAGGCGACAUGCACCGACUGUUGUGAUCGUCGAUGCGAAGGCCAAGAGCUUCAUAACGCACAAAAAGGGUGUGCUCUACGACGAUCGCUGUGGCAAGAGACGGAAGCAGCUGAACCACGCCGUGUUGGCGGUGGGCUGGGGCGAGAAGCGCGGCGAGCCGCACUUCAUACUGAAGAACUCUUGGUCCUCGAAGUGGGGCGAGGGCGGGUACGUGCGCGUGCAGGCGCGCGCCAACACGUGCGGCGUGCUCACGAUGCCCUCCUACCCGCGCCUCGAGGGCGAGGACGUGCUAAGGGAGCUGCCGCCGCCCCCCUCGCCCUCGCCCUCCGACGCCGCGGCCGACCAGUCGGACGCCGUGCGACGCAACCGCGGCCUAGCCACGCCGGACUAUGACGAAGAAGAUCUC